This is a messenger RNA of Musca vetustissima, 611 nucleotides long. RefSeq names its product voltage-dependent L-type calcium channel subunit beta-2-like. The record is from RefSeq and is a predicted model, not a curated record. Gene Ontology annotation, biological process: chemical synaptic transmission; regulation of voltage-gated calcium channel activity; neuromuscular junction development. The coding region runs from base 54 to 611 and encodes 185 amino acids. Gene Ontology annotation, molecular function: protein binding; high voltage-gated calcium channel activity. The transcript is spliced from 4 exons. Gene Ontology annotation, cellular component: voltage-gated calcium channel complex. NCBI's taxonomy places the organism in Eukaryota, Metazoa, Arthropoda, Insecta, Diptera, Muscidae.
AAAUUACUUGCAAAUUUAUUGUUGUCUUCUACGGAAUUUGAAACCUUGUCAAAAUGAAGAAGCUACAUAUUGGCGGUGGCAAACACAAAGGCAAAUCCUACAAACCUUUCAAAAACAAACGCAGGGGUUCUGCCGACUCCAAUUACUCACAACCGUCAUCCGAUCUGUCGCUAGACGAGGAAAAGGAAUCGCUUCGGCGAGCUAAGGAAAGUCAGGCCCAAAGCCAGUUGGAUAAAGCUAGAAGUAAACCUGUUGCGUUCGCUGUGCGAACAAAUGUUGCCUAUGAUGCCAGCAUCGAUGACGAUUCACCCGUACAGGGUGGUGCUGUUUCCUUUGACGUUAGGGAAUUUCUACACAUCAAAGAAAAAUAUGAUCAUAACUGGUGGAUUGGUCGCCUGGUCAAAGAAGGCUGUGAUGUGGGAUUCAUACCCAGCCCCGUUAAGCUAGACCAUAUACGUUUGCAGAAUCAAAACCGACCCACUGGUAGAUUGUAUGGUGGUCCUAAAGGCUCAUCGAGUGGGAACUUAGGCGGUCAAGCAGGUGCGGAGCCAUCUCGAGGUAGCACACCCCCUACACCUGGUAUGACACACAUGUUCAUGAUGAUUUUUUAG